Pecten maximus is the source of this 640-nucleotide messenger RNA. RefSeq lists its product as uncharacterized. The coding region runs from base 29 to 595 and encodes 188 amino acids. Gene Ontology annotation, molecular function: protein binding. The record is from RefSeq and is a predicted model, not a curated record. NCBI's taxonomy places the organism in Eukaryota, Metazoa, Mollusca, Bivalvia, Pectinida, Pectinidae. The transcript is spliced from 5 exons.
ACAUUUGGACACUGUUGACUCGUCAAACAUGCUUUUUGCUAUAGCAUUGGUGUAUAGUGUUCUUUUGGUUACUGGAAAGACAACUGAUAUACAGACCGAGCCGCGGGAUGCUGACGCAACUUCCCAUCUUAGAAGUUCAAAAAUACUGUUAUGGGAAAAUAUUAUCGCUAGGGGAGAAUGUGGCUUUCCGAUGUUCACCUGUCCUUCAACUGGAGUGUGCUUGUACCUCCUCAGCGAAUUAUGUGAUGGCCGAUUUAAUUGUUAUAACGGUGAAGACGAAAGGCACUGUACAGCCGAAGACAAAUAUGCUAUAGAGUUUAUUGGUAAAGCAUAUGGUUACACUGAAGUACCUACUACUUCACAUCCUCACAACCACCACCACCACCAUCACACGCCGGCACAUGCCUCUACACCUGGCAGCGGACAUCAUUUUGUUCCAAUAACCCAACAACCGGUUACCACAUCAAAACCGACGACAACCGUACCGACAUCGACCACAGUAUCACCAUCCCCUACAGUGACGCCUCACUGGAUUAAGUUUACUCAGUCAACCAUGACACAAGGAUUGAUUAUGCCUUAUAUGGGAAAGAAAUAAUGAAUACCGAAUGAAAUUCAUAAAAGCAUUUUGCAAAAAAACAAA